Carassius auratus (goldfish) is the source of this 663-nucleotide messenger RNA. RefSeq names its product annexin B11-like. Gene Ontology annotation, cellular component: extracellular region. The transcript is spliced from 4 exons. NCBI's taxonomy places the organism in Eukaryota, Metazoa, Chordata, Actinopteri, Cypriniformes, Cyprinidae. Gene Ontology annotation, molecular function: peptidase inhibitor activity. The record is from RefSeq and is a predicted model, not a curated record. Bases 151 to 663 code for a protein of 170 amino acids.
AUUUACAGAAGUGGCUGUUACAACAACAACACAUUUAUUUGUUUUAGUUUUAUGCCCUUUGGCUGUAUUUAGCUAUCUGCUUCUUCUGACACGCCAAUUCAGCAAUUCAAUUUUCCAGCAGAGGCCAUUGUGAGAUUGUAGGCUGGGAGGAUGACCGCUCGAAUGUAUUGCUCGUUUGGUGCGGUUUUAUUGUGUCUGUUUGGAAACUUGAACAUAACAGAUGCUACUCUAGGUAUUGGCGGUCUGAGGCUGAAAGACUUGCUAUCCCAUCGAGGAUGUUCUUCUGAUAGACCCUGCUCUGGAAGACAAUACUGCUCUGAAAGACCUGGCUGCUCUCGAUUUCAAUGUGAUCCUGUUUCCAGUCAGCCUGGUUCAAUGAAACCCGGUCAAUGUCCUGACCCAAAGAACAUUCCACUGUCUGCUAAAAACUGUGUCCAUGAUGGUCAGUGUCCUGCCACACAGAAGUGUUGCCCAACCACCAGUGGCCAUGGAUGCAGUGAACCAAGCCGACAGGGCCAGGGAAGCUGUCAGAACACGGGCCAGGGCGCCGGACAGGGCAAGGGAAGCGGCCAGGGCAGCGGACAGGGCCAGGGCAGCGGACAGGGUGCCGGACAGGGCGCCGGUCAGGGAAAAAGACCAUCUCUGCCUCCUUCCCUUAAAUAA